Trypanosoma grayi is the source of this 444-nucleotide messenger RNA. RefSeq lists its product as hypothetical. The annotation marks the transcript as partial. The record is from RefSeq and is a predicted model, not a curated record. The transcript has a single exon. Lineage: Eukaryota; Euglenozoa; Kinetoplastea; Trypanosomatida; Trypanosomatidae.
CGCUUCGCCCCAGCGUGGGAGCGCGUGCUGCACGCGGCGCGGCGCGGGGCGGCCGUGCUGGCCAACUUGCACGAGCAUCUGCUGCACGGCGACGCUGACGACGCGGCAAGCGGGCGGCAGAUGCCAGGAGCAGGAGGAGGGAGCGGAGGCAAUGUGUUCGCCUCGAUCAAUGCGCUGCCGCACAGCAAGGAGGAGCUGGCGGACCUUGUGUGCCGCAUCGGCUCCUCGCUGUGGGUCUCUGUAGACAUGGCGAAGAGCAUCGUGCUUUCCAAGUUACAGGCGCAGUUUGUCAGCAAGACAAUACGAGGUGAGUUCUUUGCCACGUCACUUUGGCUUCAGCGUCGUGGCGUGCAGGAGCUGCGGGUGCGUCGUGUUACGUUGGUCGAUCUCGCGCUGACGGUCAUUCAAGACGAUGGGCGCGAGGCGGAAGUUGGCCGACCGGCU